This is a messenger RNA of Zophobas morio, 491 nucleotides long. RefSeq names its product transcription factor MafK (gene maf-S). Gene Ontology annotation, biological process: regulation of transcription by RNA polymerase II. Lineage: Eukaryota; Metazoa; Arthropoda; Insecta; Coleoptera; Tenebrionidae. The transcript has 2 exons. The record is from RefSeq and is a predicted model, not a curated record. Gene Ontology annotation, cellular component: nucleus. Gene Ontology annotation, molecular function: DNA-binding transcription factor activity, RNA polymerase II-specific; RNA polymerase II cis-regulatory region sequence-specific DNA binding. Bases 55 to 459 code for a protein of 134 amino acids.
UUCAGCUUUUAUUUGUGACGCAUUUACCUGAUUAGAAUAACCAGGAACGUAAAAAUGCCACAGGACCAACGUAAACCUGAUAGAAAGAGUUUGCCUCCUCUUUCUCCGGGGCCAAUACUGGAUAUAUCUGACGAUGAGUUGGUCACAAUUUCCGUACGAGACUUGAACCGCCAGUUAAAGUUACGGGGUUUAACUCGUGAAGAUAUCGUUCGGAUGAAACAACGAAGACGUACCUUAAAAAACCGAGGAUAUGCAGCCUCAUGUCGUAUAAAACGAAUCGAACAAAAGGACGAAUUGGAAACGGAAAAAACACAAGAAUGGCGUGAUAUGGAAACCAUGCAGGAUGAUAUUAAACACAUGAAAGAAGAAGUAAAUGGGAUACGUACACGAUAUGAAGCACUGAAAAAGUUUGCAAUAAAUAAUAAAAUUCCGAUUCCGAGUGAAUUGGAGAACAUAUAGUUAGUUUAUACAAUAAAAUACAUGUAAUAAUA